UAUAUAUGUUCGUUCACGUGAGCAUGCAGGAGGACUACGUACGUAGCAGGGAGAAUAUGGAGAGGAAACCAGGAGACUGGAACUGCAGGUCAUGCCAAUACGUCAACUUCUGCCGGCGGGACUCAUGCCAACGAUGUGGGGAGCCAAAGCUGGGCGUCGACCGGCCCGACUACACGAGCAUCAGUGGAGUAUGGGACGUGAAGCCUGGAGACUGGUACUGCUCAUGCGGCGUCCACAACUAUGCGAGCCGCUCCAACUGCUUCAAGUGUGGCGCCGCGAAGGAUGACUCCACCGCAGCGGUGGCUCACUCUUGGGGGUUUGGAUAUGGUGCACCGGCUGGAUGGAAAUCAGGGGACUGGAUUUGCACCAGGUUCGGUUGCAACAAGCACAACUACGCUAGCAGGACCGAAUGCUAUUGGUGCAAUGCACCAAAGGACCAUGGUGCAGGAUACCAAGGAGAAAACUGCAAUAGAUGAAGUCACUUAAAGUCUUGGACUCGUAUUUAUCCAAGUUUGUACUAACUUGGCCCCUCCUAGGGCUUCUUCAAUGGUGGCAUAGGGGGGAAAUCGUAGGGAAAUGUCUUUUUGUCGGCAUUUUGUAAUCUUUUCAUGUUAUAUCUGCCCUUCAAUCUUGUUCUAGUAGCAAUGUUCCGAAGGGCUUCUAGCUAUAUGUAAGACGGGAUUCGAACCUCAUAAAAGCUUAUCCAAGCCUCCUUUUCUACGAUGAGAAGAGUGGCAUGGCAUACCUAAGUUCUG
Elaeis guineensis (African oil palm) is the source of this 755-nucleotide messenger RNA. RefSeq names its product RNA-binding protein involved in heterochromatin assembly dri1. Gene Ontology annotation, cellular component: cytoplasm. Gene Ontology annotation, molecular function: mRNA binding. The record is from RefSeq and is a predicted model, not a curated record. Lineage: Eukaryota; Viridiplantae; Streptophyta; Magnoliopsida; Arecales; Arecaceae.